Ochotona princeps (American pika) is the source of this 2431-nucleotide messenger RNA. It is a transcript of the gene USP2, whose product is annotated as ubiquitin specific peptidase 2. Lineage: Eukaryota; Metazoa; Chordata; Mammalia; Lagomorpha; Ochotonidae. The coding region runs from base 304 to 2292 and encodes 662 amino acids. The record is from RefSeq and is a predicted model, not a curated record. Gene Ontology annotation, molecular function: cysteine-type deubiquitinase activity. The transcript is spliced from 14 exons. Gene Ontology annotation, biological process: protein deubiquitination. Gene Ontology annotation, cellular component: cytoplasm.
GUUUCUGGGUGACGCGAGGCGCGGGGCGUGGCUCUGCGGGCCCGGGCGCGAUGAGGUGGCUGCCCGCUGGGUGGCGCCGAUUUCCCGGGGAGGUCCUUUCUGGGCCCCCGGCGGAGGUGGGGGAGAGGCGGGCUGCAGCCCGAGGCCAGGGAGUCCUCUGCGUCAGCUGCUGCUCACCGCGCCGCGCCAGUACCAGCCGGGACGCAUUCGCAGCUCCAUGCUCGUGCCGGGUUCCACUCGUCCAUCCUCCGACAAGAGGCAGCCCAUGAGGCUCCCAGUCCCCAGUGAGUGCCGCCCUGAAGGAUGUCCCAGCUCUCCUCCACCCUGAAGCGCUACACAGAAUCAGCCCGCUACACGGAUGCCCCUUAUGCCAAAUCGGGCUAUGGCACCUACAGUCCGUCCUCCUAUGGGGCCAACCUGGCCACCUCCUUCCUGGAGAAGGAGAAGCUCGGUUUCAAGUCGAACCCCUCCACCAGCUUUCUCACCCGUCCCACCAUCUACGGCCCCUCCUCCAUCCUGGAUUUUGACCGGGGCCGCCCCCUGCUGAGACCGGAUGUCAUUCGGGGUAGCAAGCGGGCAGAGAGCCAGACACGGGGCACCGAGCGGCCUUCAGGAGGUGGACUCAGCGGCGGCAGUGGAUGCUCGUAUGGAGUAACCAGCAGCUCCCUCGGCUACCUCCCCAUGAAUGUCUGUGACCAGGGGGUGACCCUGAGCCAUAAGAAGUCCAACAGCCAGUCGGACCUGGCCAGGGAUUUCUCCAGCCUCCGGACCUCAGACGGCUAUCGGAUCGAUCCGGGGAACCUGGGCCGCAGCCCCAUGCUGGCCCGCACACGCAAGGAGCUCUGUGCCCUACAGGGGCUCUACCAGGCCGCCAGCCGCCCCGAAUACCUGGUGGACUAUUUGGAGAACUAUGGUCGCAAGGGCAGUGCACCCCAGGUGCUCACCCAGGCCCCUUCCUCACGAGGAGUUCCUGAAGUUCUCAGCCCCACCUACCGGCCCAGCGGCCGCUACACGCAGUGGGAGAAGAGCAAGGUCCAGGGCCCGGGGUCCAGCCGCUCCAGCUCCCCGGGACGAGACACCAUGUCUCUUCCAUGCCCUUGUCCUCUGCUCCGAGACCUGCUUCGCUGGAGCACGGGAUCUGGAACCGAGUUACCUGAGUUCCAUUUGCCACUUGGGCUGCUGACUCAUCUUCCGAAGCCUGGAGUUCCAGCUGUUCAGGGACAGGGAGAUUAUAUAAGUCCAGGUCAUAAUUCUAAGAGUGCCCAGGGUCUGGCUGGUCUCCGGAACCUUGGAAACACGUGCUUCAUGAACUCGAUUCUUCAGUGCCUGAGCAACACCCGGGAGCUGCGAGACUACUGCCUGCAGAGGUUGUACCUGCGCGACCUGAGCCACAGCAGCAACGCCCAUGGCGCCCUCAUGGAAGAGUUUGCAAAACUAAUCCAGGCCAUCUGGACUUCAUCCCCAAAUGACGUGGUGAGCCCCUCCGAGUUCAAGACCCAGAUCCAGAGAUACGCACCACGCUUCGUUGGCUAUAAUCAGCAGGAUGCUCAGGAGUUUCUUCGCUUCCUUCUGGACGGACUGCACAACGGGGUGAACCGGGUCACGGCGAGGCCCAAGUCCACCCCUGAGAACCUCGACCACCUGCCUGAUGAUGAGAAAGGGCGACAGAUGUGGAGGAAGUAUCUGGAACGGGAAGACAGCCGGAUCGGGGAUCUUUUUGUUGGGCAGCUGAAGAGCUCCCUGACCUGUACGGAUUGUGGUUACUGUUCUACAGUCUUCGAUCCCUUCUGGGACCUCUCCCUGCCCAUUACAAAGCGAGGUUAUCCUGAGGUGACGCUGAUGGACUGCAUGCGGCUCUUUACCAAAGAGGACGUGCUUGAUGGUGAUGAGAAGCCAACAUGCUGUCGCUGCCGAGCCAGAAAGCGGUGUAUAAAGAAAUUCUCCAUCCAGAGGUUCCCAAAGAUCUUGGUGCUCCAUCUGAAGCGGUUCUCGGAAUCCAGGAUACGAACCAGCAAGCUCACAACUUUUGUGAAUUUCCCACUAAGAGACCUGGACUUGAGAGAAUUCGCCUCAGAAAACACCAACCACGCUGUUUACAACCUGUACGCUGUGUCCAACCACUCCGGAACCACCAUGGGCGGCCACUACACUGCCUACUGCCGAAGUCCAGCGACAGGCGAAUGGCACACCUUCAAUGACUCCAGCGUCACACCCAUGUCCUCCAGUCAAGUGCGCACCAGCGACGCCUAUUUGCUCUUCUAUGAAUUGGCUAGUCCACCUUCCCGUAUGUAGCAGCAAGGAACUGCAUCCCUUCUCCCUUCCCUGUGGUGACCCGACACCCUAAGUUUUUUAAAAAGACAACAACAAAAAAACCAAAAAAUGAAAAAAAAAAACUUGACAAAUAAGAGAAAAAUAAACUAAAAUAAACUGC